This is a messenger RNA of Fusarium poae, 354 nucleotides long. RefSeq lists its product as uncharacterized. The record is from RefSeq and is a predicted model, not a curated record. The coding region runs from base 1 to 354 and encodes 117 amino acids. NCBI's taxonomy places the organism in Eukaryota, Fungi, Ascomycota, Sordariomycetes, Hypocreales, Nectriaceae. The transcript is spliced from 2 exons.
AUGUCCUCUGACGCCUCUGCAUUCUACCCCGAGCCCGAAGAUCCAAACAAGGCCUUUAUCGCCACCACCACUGGUACCGGCCUCAACUAUGAGCCUCCUCCCGAAUCAAAAUACGGUUAUGGCAAGUUCGGAGGAUGUAAGUCAGGAGCCACCGAUUCCCAGGCCUCAGGGGGGUUCUUCCUACUCGAGCCCCAGACUCGUAACAUUAUAACACGGCUGCACAAUGCAGACUUCGAAUACAAUAUAAACAUCCGCAAUGCAGAGGUCGCUCUCGGAGAGCAAUUGACCGAUGCUAGUCGAGCCAACAUCAACAACUGCGAAUGGAUCGAAGCGGCCUCCUGCUGCUGCUGGUAG